AUGGAUGAUUUUUUGAUUAAGUUUUUUCCAAGAUUCUAUGAGCGAAAGAGUGAUGUGAAAGAGAACAAUUACUGCAAAUAUGAUGAUCAAAUAUUGCAGCUCUUCACAUCUUCACUUUAUAUUGCUGCUUUGGUUGCCAGUUUUGGGGCUUCAAAGGCUUGUAACUAUUUGGGGCGCAAACCCACCAUUUCUGUGGCUUCAAUUCUCUUCAUCAUUGGUGCACUCUUGAGUGCCCUUGCUCAGCAUAUGUGGAUCCUCAUCUUGGGGAGGAUUUUCUUUGGUUUUGCAGUUGGAUUUGGCAAUGAGGGCGGCCGUGUAUGUGCAUCUGUUUGGCUUUGGCCUUGA
Messenger RNA from Ipomoea nil (Japanese morning glory), 345 nucleotides. RefSeq names its product sugar transport protein 8-like. Gene Ontology annotation, molecular function: carbohydrate transmembrane transporter activity. The record is from RefSeq and is a predicted model, not a curated record. Gene Ontology annotation, cellular component: membrane. The coding region runs from base 1 to 345 and encodes 114 amino acids. Gene Ontology annotation, biological process: transmembrane transport. The transcript is spliced from 2 exons. NCBI's taxonomy places the organism in Eukaryota, Viridiplantae, Streptophyta, Magnoliopsida, Solanales, Convolvulaceae.